ACACUGUCCCCCUUGUCCCCACAGCCGGACACACAGACCUCCGCUCCCACUAUUUCGUUUCGAGAAAGGGCUUUUCACAAAUGCAUCAUCUACCUCUGGGUCCUGUGCAGCUCGGUGGCCUUGGCCCUCAGUGGGCUGACCCUCUGGCACACUGUCCUGAUCCUGCGGGGGGAGACCAGCAUCGAGCGGCACAUCAACAAGAAGGAGCAGCAGCGGCAGCUCAAGAGAGGCCGGGUUUUUCGGAACCCCUUUAAUGCCGGCAAGUUAAACAACUUGAAACUGUUUCUCGGCAUCGAAAAGAGGAGGCACUGGCUGACCCGGGUGCUGCUCCCCUCCUCUCACCCUCCGCACGGGGACGGCCUGACAUGGAAGCUCCCGCAGAGCCUGGAGACAGAGCGCACGGUCCUGGCUAUUUAAGUGGGAAGAGAAUGCGGGAGGAACUCCUGCGUGUGGGGAGGAGAGAGAGAGAGAGAGAGAGCGAGCAGCGCGUGUGUCUGGAUCUUCUCACCUGAUCUCAGGGUGAGGGAGGGACCCACGUGGUCAGUGAUUGGGGGUCACAGCAACAAGACUGACCCCCACCUGCAGCAGCAAGAGCACCGCUGAGCUGCGACCACACUGUGGCGGAGCAGGGGGAAGCUGGUCGGACUGAAUUGAACAGGACUGUUAAAAUUUUUUUUUAAACAAGACAUUUUUUCGCCUGUCUCUUUGCCCUUUGGCCUGUUCCUCUCUCUGUACAAUGUUUGUUUAACAAGAUUUAUUGGAUUCAGA
This is a messenger RNA of Callorhinchus milii (elephant shark), 768 nucleotides long. RefSeq names its product palmitoyltransferase ZDHHC16-like. Gene Ontology annotation, biological process: protein palmitoylation. Gene Ontology annotation, molecular function: palmitoyltransferase activity. Lineage: Eukaryota; Metazoa; Chordata; Chondrichthyes; Chimaeriformes; Callorhinchidae. The annotation marks the transcript as partial. The transcript has 4 exons. Gene Ontology annotation, cellular component: Golgi apparatus. The record is from RefSeq and is a predicted model, not a curated record.